Messenger RNA from Bombina bombina (fire-bellied toad), 2087 nucleotides. It is a transcript of the gene KCND3, whose product is annotated as potassium voltage-gated channel subfamily D member 3. The record is from RefSeq and is a predicted model, not a curated record. Gene Ontology annotation, biological process: potassium ion export across plasma membrane; protein homooligomerization. Lineage: Eukaryota; Metazoa; Chordata; Amphibia; Anura; Bombinatoridae. Gene Ontology annotation, molecular function: A-type (transient outward) potassium channel activity; protein binding. Gene Ontology annotation, cellular component: neuronal cell body; voltage-gated potassium channel complex; membrane. The transcript has 7 exons. The coding region runs from base 1 to 1965 and encodes 654 amino acids.
AUGGCUUCUGGGGUUGCAGCAUGGCUGCCCUUUGCCAGGGCAGCUGCCAUCGGGUGGAUGCCUGUGGCCAACUGCCCCAUGCCACUAGCACCAGCUGAUAAGAACAAAAAACAAGAUGAGCUGAUUAUUCUCAAUGUAAGUGGUAGACGAUUCCAGACUUGGAGAACUACCUUGGAGAGGUAUCCGGACACUCUACUUGGGAGCACAGAAAAAGACUUUUUCUUUAAUGAGGAAACCAAGGAGUACUUUUUCGACCGUGACCCAGAAGUAUUUAGAAGCAUCUUGAACUUUUACAGAACUGGCAAGCUUCACUAUCCUAGGUAUGAAUGCAUCUCUUCAUAUGAUGAAGAACUGUCUUUCUAUGGUAUUCUGCCUGAGAUAAUUGGGGAUUGCUGCUAUGAAGAAUACAAAGACAGAAAAAGAGAAAAUGCUGAGAGAUUGAUGGAUGACAAUGAAUUUGAGAACAGUCAAGAAGCCAUGCCCUCCCUUAAUUUACGUCAAACUAUGUGGCGAGCCUUUGAAAAUCCCCAUACCAGCACUUUAGCCUUAGUAUUCUACUAUGUAACUGGCUUCUUUAUUGCAGUGUCGGUCAUCACCAAUGUGGUUGAGACUGUUCCCUGUGGCACUGUACCUGGAAAUAAGGAGCUUCCCUGUGGUGAAAGAUUUUCUGUAGCCUUCUUUUGCUUGGACACUGCCUGUGUCAUGAUUUUCACGGUUGAGUACCUCUUGAGACUCUUUGCUGCCCCAAGUCGCUACAGGUUCAUGCGUAGCGUCAUGAGCAUCAUUGAUGUAGUAGCAAUCAUGCCAUACUACAUUGGCUUGGUAAUGACAAAUAAUGAGGAUGUAAGUGGAGCUUUUGUCACCCUGCGUGUUUUCCGGGUCUUCAGAAUCUUCAAGUUUUCCCGUCACUCUCAGGGCUUAAGGAUCCUCGGAUACACCCUGAAGAGUUGUGCCUCUGAACUUGGAUUCCUUCUCUUCUCCUUGACCAUGGCAAUCAUUAUCUUUGCCACUGUGAUGUUUUAUGCUGAGAAAGGGUCAUCGUCUAGCAAGUUCACUAGCAUCCCUGCAUCCUUUUGGUAUACUAUUGUUACCAUGACAACUCUUGGAUAUGGUGAUAUGGUACCCAAGACUAUUGCUGGGAAAAUCUUUGGUUCCAUCUGCUCGUUAAGUGGUGUAUUGGUGAUUGCACUUCCUGUGCCGGUCAUAGUGUCAAACUUUAGUCGGAUCUACCACCAGAACCAACGAGCUGACAAAAGGCGAGCACAGAAGAAAGCAAGGCUUGCAAGAAUCAAGGUUGCAAAAACGGGGAGUUCUACUGCAUACCUGCAUAGCAAACGGAACGGCCUACUCAAUGAGGCCCUAGAACUUAUGGGAUCCAAUGAGGAAGAGCCGCACAUUGGAAAAACAACUUCUUUGAUAGAAAGUCAACAUCACCACCUACUGAACUGCCUGGAAAAGACAACUGGAUUGUCCUAUCUUGGGGAUGAUCCCCUGUUAUCUGUACGAUCUUCCACCAUCAAGAACCAUGAGUUUAUGGAUGAGCAGAUGUUUGAGCAGAACUGCAGAGAGAGCUCUAUGCAGAAUUACCCAUCUAGCCGCAGCCCAUCUCUCUCCAGUCACCACGGGCUUACCUCAUCAUGCUGUUCCCGCCGCAACAAGAAGACAACUCACCUUCCCAACUCCAACGUGCCAGCUACGAGGCUUCGCAGCAUGCAAGAGCUCAGUACUAUCCACAUCCAGUGCAGUGAUCAUCCAUCUCUUACCACCAGCCGUUCUAGUCUAAACAUGAAGUCAGAUGACGGCUUGAGAUCAAACUGCCAAGCUUCCCAGAUAACAACGGCAAUUAUUAGCAUACCAACGCCACCAGCUUUGACUCCAGAAGGGGAGACCAGGCCUCCAAGUCCACCUCAGCGCUCCACAAACAUUCACAGUACCAGCAACAUUGUUAAAGUGUCUGCAUUAUAAGACACUAUUAUACUAGCAAAUCAAAGCAGCCGUACCAUUUCCUUUUUUGCUGCAAACUAGUGGAAUUAGCAGUGAAGGGACAAGCUUCCGCUAAACUUGCCAUUUACCACCAUGGAGUAGAU